Messenger RNA from Thunnus maccoyii (southern bluefin tuna), 2599 nucleotides. It is a transcript of the gene plin6, whose product is annotated as perilipin 6. The record is from RefSeq and is a predicted model, not a curated record. NCBI's taxonomy places the organism in Eukaryota, Metazoa, Chordata, Actinopteri, Scombriformes, Scombridae. The transcript has 8 exons. Bases 207 to 1622 code for a protein of 471 amino acids. Gene Ontology annotation, biological process: lipid storage; positive regulation of triglyceride storage. Gene Ontology annotation, cellular component: cytosol; lipid droplet.
CAUUCAGAGAGAAUUGAUUGGUCGUCGUCCUCGGAGACGGUUUGCUUGUCGUCUGUAUCGUCAGCUGUGACAUCACACUGAGCUCCGUCCAAUCAGAUCGCUGCUCUCAGCCUGUAAAAGUGUGUCGUCGGACCGUCAGCAGGUCAUAAACUGACUUUCUUCAUCUUCAUCAGUCCUGCUGCUUCAUCGUCAGCUCAGCCUCUGUGAUGGGAUUUGUUGAAGGAGAAAUGUCGAGUCGCCCAAACGAAGAGACCAGCGCUGCACUGAGAGUUUCCCGCCUGCCUCUGGUUCGCUCAGCAGUGCAGUCGGUGACCUCAGCGUACUCAGAGGUCAAAGGUCGUUACCCUCUCCUGGGGAUGAUGGGAGGCGUGGCUGAGGUUGGAGUUCGUAGUAUUUCCCUUGUGGCCAUGAGACAAGCCACGCCCCUCCUACAGAGCCUGGAGCCCCAGAUUGAAGUUGCAAACAGUUUUGCUCUCGUUGGUCUCGACCGUCUGGAGAGAAACUUUCCCAUCCUAAACCAAUCAACAGACGAGGUGAUGGGUCACCUGAAGGACGCCUUCUUCGUAACACUGGACGACGUGCAGCUGUGGGUGGUGGACGGGCUGGACGGCGCUCUGGAUCAGCUGGAGCGCCUGUCAGACGCGGCCUGGGCGACGGUGCGGCUGCUGCAGGAGUCUCAGGUGGGCCGAGCCGCCACGUUGGGUCUGGAUGACGUGCUGAGCCGCCUUGAGGACGCCACGGCCUACUACCUGCCCCUCCCCCCCACACUGCGUCGGGAGUGGGAGAUGAGGGUGCAGGAGUACGAGGAUGAGGAUGAAGAUGAAGAGCCCAGUCUGUGGACGAGGGUCCGCAGCCUCCUGCUAGGUCUCAGCCUGCAGCUUUACCAUCGCAUGAUGAAGGUCAGAGAGCAGCUGCAGAAAGCCGUGAGGACGCUGGGAGACGCUGCCAACACGGUGGGUCUGGGUCAGGUGCUGGAGCUGCUGGGCGACCUGUUGCAGUACCUGCAGAGCCUGCUGGUGGCGCUGGUGUACCGGACAGAGAGCCUCAGGGAGCUGACCCUGGACAGGGUCAAAGGUCAGGCCCUGAUGCUGGCAGAGCUGCGUCCAGUCCGACAGGUCCGAGAGCUGCCGAUCCAGAUCCAGCAGCUCCUCAGAGACCUGCAGGAACUCUCCAAGCUCCUCCUGCAGCUGGUCAUCAACGCCACACCGCUCUACAACAUGCUGCAGCAGCCGUCUCAGCAGGAAGUGGAGGACUUCCUGAACCAGGAGGACUUCCUGUGUGACAGCUCGUCUCGCCGCAGCUCCACUAACAGUCUCUUCCUGAAGGCCAUGGACGGCCGUCCUCGCCGCCGCAGGAGCCUGUACUCCCGCGCCGCCCGUGGUUCCGGCCCCCAGAGCCCCGACCCCCCCAACGGCCGCCGCGCCAGCUUGAAGCAGGACCCGGACGGGGAGGCCCCGCCCUUCCCCUCCGAUGCUGCCGCUCACCGCCGCCCGUCCGCCACCGAGCUGCUGCUCGCGCCGCUCAAACAAUUCGUCUCCCAGAGCCAAAAGGCCUUCGAGUACCUGAGCCCCAACUCGCCCGACGAGCCCGUCAACGCCUCGGCAGCCCCCGCCGACUGCUAAACCCAACGCUGCACUCCACCCUGAUCCCUGACCACUCACUGCCUCCAGCCCCGCCCCCCGACCACUCACUGUCUCCAGCCCCGCCCCCUGACCACUCACUGCCUCCGGCCCCGCCCCCCGACCAAUCACUGCCUCCGGCCCCGCCCCCCGACCAAUCACUGCCUCUGCUCAGUGGCCGGACGUCUCUGCCUCCGCUGGUGUUAGUGAGCGUCUACACGUUCACCAACAGAGCAAUCGGAAAGUUAGUUUAACGGCAGCAGACGUGACAUCAGUGACUUCAUAUUUACUCUCCGUAUAGUUUAACAUGAGGCUCUUUUAUUCUGUCAGAUAUUUAAUGUUUAAUGUAAAACAGCCUCAAGGAGAAAAACACAACCUAUUAUUACUGUUAUUAUUAUUAUUAUUAUUAUUACUACUAUUAUUAUUAUUAUUAUUAUUACUACUACUAUUAUAUUAAGAAAACAAAGCUGUUUUGGUCCUUGGGGCCACCGUACUCUCACCAGGUUUAUAUUGGCAGCAGCAUGUUGAGUUGAUGGUUUCCAGCAGGUCUGAAUGUGUCGAUGACGACGGUCUCAGAUUGUCUGCAUGAGUGAGACCUCUGACUGUUUGCAGUCUUUGUGCCGACUGAAACAUGUCUUCAGUUCUUUGUUUUAGUGUUGAGGCCGAACUGCAAACCGACUCCAGCGAUCAACUUCAGGCAAAUAACGAGAGGCGACACGAGAGGCGUUUAAAAGAACAGCAUCAGACAUUCAGCACUGAACUAAAACACAAGUUCACUACAAAAAGUUUUGAUCUCAGACACAAAAAACAGUAAAACUCCUUUAAAACGUUUCCGUCAGUGAAGUUAGUUUGUGGUGAGUCGAUCUGAAUGAACUGAAGCUUCAAACGUGUUCAGUUUUUCUUUUCUCUCAUAUUUAGAAACAGUUUGUUCUUUCUGCUCCUUUAUUCUAAAACUGUUAUAAAUCCAUAUAAAAGUUAUA